CCUCAGUAAGACGGGGCUGGUGUCGUCUUCCUGGGAGCGUCAGUACUUCUUCACGCAGGGCGGUAAUCUGAUGCAGCAGGGCCGGGGCGAGGUGGCGGGCGGGCUGGUCACAGACCUCGACAACUGCUCCGUCAUGGCGGUGGACUGCGAUGACCGCCGCUUCUGUUUCCAGGUCACUUCCUUCGAUGGCAAGAAAGUGGUGACGCUGCAGUCUGAGAGCAGGAAGGACUGCGAGGAGUGGAUCUCUACCAUCAACAACAUCUCCAAACGGAUCUACCUGAGUGAGAACGCCGAGGAACUGGCAGCCAGAGUGAACCAAUCAGCUCUUGAAGCCGUGACGCCAUCGCCGUCCUUUCAGCAGAGACACGAGAGCAUGAGACCCAGCAG
Messenger RNA from Plectropomus leopardus (leopard coralgrouper), 387 nucleotides. NCBI's taxonomy places the organism in Eukaryota, Metazoa, Chordata, Actinopteri, Perciformes, Serranidae. The record is from RefSeq and is a predicted model, not a curated record.